Astrephomene gubernaculifera is the source of this 2129-nucleotide messenger RNA. The record is from the annotation of a GenBank genome assembly. NCBI's taxonomy places the organism in Eukaryota, Viridiplantae, Chlorophyta, Chlorophyceae, Chlamydomonadales, Astrephomenaceae.
GGCAUGGCUAGAAUGGCGACCAACUACAUGGAGCUUGCCUGUCAUUUGCUCACGGCCGAUUCUUAUGGGCGAUUUAGAUAACCCAGACCAUUUUGUGGCCACCACGACAACUAAGUAACCAGCUAGCUACCUUGAGUUUUCUAACCCGUAAUUGGAUAAUUAAUAGGUCCUAAAGAGAAGGAUUCCUGGUGCUUUACAUUUGACCUCUUUGGAGAACAAUAUGUUGCAAUAUAAUUAAAUUGUAAAAUGGGAACAUGAUCAGUUCAUAGAAGAACUUGUUUAGCCUUUGGAAGAGGCCGGCGAGGCUCCCGGGCGUAUCCGCCGUCCUGGGGUGCUCCCAGCGGGUGUGGGCGCAUGGCAUGGACCUGGAUGCGGGACAGCAUGCGGCGCUGGGAUUGUCAUACUACAAGGGAUCGGUCCCGCUACACAGCUGCGGCGGCGGCACCCAGGACAACUGCUACACAACAAAUAACCCCAUCAAUUGGUAGAGGGGGUCCAGCAAGCACUAGCGGCCGCGAACAUUUUGGCCUUACACCGGCGCGCGCGGUGCAUCCUACUGAGCGCGGCGGGCGAUGUGACGCUGCAGCGGUACAUCAAGGUGGGCUCGGUCGUAGCGACGUCCUUGGAGGCACGCCAGGGCCUCCACCCCUGACAUCCAGACGCAUAAUGAAUCGGAGGAUUAAGAGCUGCGAUAGAGCGGAACAGCUGGCGAGUCUGGUGCUUGAGGAGGUAGCCAAUUUUGAUCAGCAGAACAAUACCCACGCAUUGUCUCGACUAGCAAAGCUGUUCAGGGGGAGCCGACAGUUGUUGUCGUUAUCUGAGAUGGUUGGCAAUGAGUUGCCUUCGGCCCAAGUGCCGCCGGCACUGUUGCCAGCAAUCCAGGCGCUUACAAAGCGCAUGUACCAUCUCAUCAGCAGCUACGACUCUUGGGAUGCAACUUCGUCCUUGUGGGCUUAUGCGCAGCUGGGGUACGUGGAUGAGGCGGCCAUGGACACGUUAUGCAACAUGGCGCUGGCUAUGGUCCACACGUUUAAGCCAGCGGAUUGCGCCAACGUCGUUGUUGCGUUUGCGAGGAUGGACUACAUCCACACGGAACUCCUGCGCCAAUUAGUCCCGGCCGUACUGGACGUCAUUGGUGAAUGUCGCCCCGGUGAGAUCUGCCAGCUGCUGUGGGCAUUCGCGCGCCUGGGCUGCCACCCCGGGGACCUCUUCCUCACCGAGAUGGUGGAUGCCGUACACUGGCAUCUGGACGAGUACGGCAACCAGGAGCUGGCCCUGGUGCUGUGGUCCCUGGCCCGCCUGCGCCACCUGCCGCCGCUGCCCUUCCUGGCGGCCGCGGAGACGCACCUGCUCAUCCGGCUGCCGCUGCUGACGCCCUCGGACGUGUGCGUGAGCGUGUGGGCGCUGCCGCGGCUGAGGUACAAGGCUGUCCGGCUGCUUGACGAGCUGCCUGCCGCGCUGCUGCCGCGCCUGCCCACACUGCCCAACCGGGAGCUGUGCGGCCUGGUGUCGGCAUUCGCAACGGCGCGACACCACCACCGGGUGUUGCUGGAGGCGGUUGCCGCCGAGGUGCUGCCCCGCCUGCCCUCCCUCAAACCCCAGGAGCUGUGUAUCGUGCUGUGGACAUACGGCGCCUUCCACCACCGCCCCGAGCACCCCGACUUUGCACGGCAACUGGCGGGGGUGUUGUACGACCGGAUGCCGCAGCUGAGUCCGCAGGGGCUGGCCAUGACGGCCAAGGCGCUGGCGCAGCUGCGGUGGCGCAGCGGGCCGCUGUUGGCGCAGCUGGCGGGGGCGGCGGAGCGGCAGCUGGCGGGCUUCAAGCCCCUGGAGAUGUCGCAGCUGCUGUGGGGCCUGUCGCAGCUGCACUGCCCCGAGGAGGCCAUCUUCCACGCCGUGGUGCGCCGCUGCAUAGCCAUACUGCAGGACCAGCAGCACCCCCACUACGGCCACAUGCGGCACCGCGUGGUCAACUCCAUCAUCGCCUCCUGCCAGCGCCGCGGCUUCAUCCCCUGGCUGCUGCUGGACUUUGCGGAAAGCAAGGGCAUCCGAGUGAAGCAGCCCUGCGGCCCGGACGCAAGACCGCUGGGGGGCGGAGGGUGCAGCGGCGUUGGCAGCAGCAUCAGCGG